AGCAUUACAUAUAUUGUUAGCCUUAGCGGUAUCUGCCUUUCAGAAUCAGUAGAUAUAUAAGGGUGGACUCUGUGACUUGACUGAAACAGAAGAGUUGCAUCUUAUAACUUGUUUCUUUAACUUGCUUCCUAGAAGUGCUACAUUUUAAAAUAUUUCCUGCUUUAACAGGGCGUUUGAAUACGACUACAAAGAAACUGCUAGCUGUUAUACCUUGUAUCCCUUUGUUGGACCGGGCCCUGCAGCGACCUUCAAGAACACACCCAAAAAGUAUAUAAAAACCUCACUCUUUGUAUUUGGUACCAUUUGAAGUUUCAUCAACUGAGAAGAGCGGCCUGCCGAACGUCUCCAUUAGACAAGAGUUCAGGAGCAACAAAUACGUCAGAGGACAUUACAAGCAAGGGCUAAACUCAUAAUUAUUAUCAAGAAAGCUAGAAGUCCAACGUGUUCAUUGAACAUUCAAUAAUGAAAAUUCCUCUAGAAGAGCAAAGUGCACUGGCUGCAGAAAAUGGGAUCAAGCUCCUUGUUGUCCCCAUUCCAAAUUGUCUUCAAGUUCAAGUACCCACACUUACAGAGGAGGAAAAUGAGGAUUUAGAAAAUGUGUCUUCCAUGGAGAGAGGUGAAUGGAAUGGGAAGCUGGAUUUUGUCUUCAGUUGCAUUGGCUAUGCCGUUGGCUUAGGAAACGUAUGGCGAUUUCCCUAUUUGUGUUAUGAAAAUGGAGGAGGUGCUUUCCUCCUUCCAUACCUAAUCUGUUUAGUAUUAUGUGCUAUCCCACUGUUUUUCCUGGAGGUAGCUGUUGGCCAAUACCUUAGCACUGGUGGUAUUGGUAUAUGGAACUUAGUGCCAAUGUUUAAAGGUGUUGGCUUUGCAUCAAUGACAAUCGUAUGUCUGUACAACAUCUACUUUGUGGUUGUGAUAGCUUGGACUCUGUUUUAUCUGGUUUCAUCAUUUACAUCAGAUCUUCCAUGGAAAGGUUGUGGUAGACCUUGGAACACUGCUAACUGUUUUGAUCCUGAGUUUGGCAAUGUUUCUGUUGCUAAUGUUUCUAUGGGUAAUUCUUCCUCACCUAUUAAAGAGUUUUGGGAGCAUCAUGUUCUUGGUAUUAGUUCUGGAAUUGAUGAACCAGGAAACUUGCGUAUGGAACUGUCAUUAUAUUUGCUUCUUGGCUGGGUGAUGAUUUAUUUGGUUAUUUGGAAAGGGCUUCAUAACAGUGGGAAGGCAAGUGUAUACUGCUUUUUUAAAAUUUCAUUCCAAUCUUAUAGUUUCUUACUAAAUAUUAAAGUAUAGCUGUUAAGAAUAACAGUUAUAGUAUCUUUACAAAAGUUUUUCCUUUGUUUGAACUUGACCAGUAUGAUACUUUUCAGAUAUAAUUAAUUAAUCUUAGUUUCAAAUAUUUUAGGGGCUUACUUCAUUGGUUUGGCUUAUCUUUGAAAUUAAAGUAUUAUUACCAAACUUCACCUAACUAUGAGUGUUAAUCUACAAUUUCAAAAUUCUGUUUUAAAAUGUGCAUUUAUUCAUGUUGCUCAAUUUCUUUGAAAGCUGAGUUUGUAUGGUUAUGGUGUCUGUGUUUUGCUGAUUGAUGACUUUUAUUAUUACAGGGAAAAGCAGGUUUUGUUUGAGAUAUAUUUACAGAACCACUAAGAUAUUUAAGCCUUUCCUAAAAGAAACAACUCAAAUAUCUAUAAAGGAAGGAAAAAUAUGCUUUCUUAGACAUUUUG
Molecule: messenger RNA, 1715 nt
Organism: Limulus polyphemus (Atlantic horseshoe crab)
Lineage: Eukaryota; Metazoa; Arthropoda; Merostomata; Xiphosura; Limulidae
Product: sodium- and chloride-dependent GABA transporter 2-like
Exons: 7
Coding region: 463-1284 (273 amino acids)
Biological process (GO): sodium ion transmembrane transport
Cellular component (GO): membrane
Source: RefSeq, a predicted model, not a curated record